Oncorhynchus masou masou (cherry salmon) is the source of this 1179-nucleotide messenger RNA. Its product is annotated as phosphatase and actin regulator 3-like. The record is from RefSeq and is a predicted model, not a curated record. The annotation marks the transcript as partial. Lineage: Eukaryota; Metazoa; Chordata; Actinopteri; Salmoniformes; Salmonidae. The transcript is spliced from 6 exons. Gene Ontology annotation, molecular function: actin binding. Gene Ontology annotation, biological process: actin cytoskeleton organization.
UGAUGGAGCAGCAGCAGGGGGAGGGUGCUCCGGGGGGUGUGGUCUCGGGGGUGCGGACCCCUCCCGUAAGGAUGAACAGUAAACUGGCCAGUCUGGGACGGAUCUUUAAACCCUGGAAGUGGAGGAAAAAGAAGCAGCAGAACUCCUCAGCUGUAGAGAGGAAGGCAGCGGUACCAUUGACCCCAGACCAACUGGUUAGGAGGGGCCUGGAGACCCCAGACCAACUGGUUAGGAGGGGCCUGGAGACCCCAGACCAGCUGGUUAGGAGGGGCCUGGAGACCCCAGACCAACUGGUUAGGAGGGGCCUGGAGACCCCAGACCAACUGGUUAGGAGGGGCCUGGAGGGGACUGAGCCAGAGUGUUGUGAGGCGUGUGGGGGGGUAGAGGACCCUCCCAGGCAAUCAGAUGCAGAGGAGGAGGAACCUCUGGCUCCCCUGGCAACCACCUCAGAGGACCUGAUCAGCGACGAAGACAACCCCUCUACAGUGGUGGACCUGACAGAGGAUAUUGUGAUGGUCCCUAGCCAGAGUGAGGAGGGUGGAGAGGAGGAUGCGUCCCUCUGUGAGUCCUGUGUGGACAAUACCCUGGGACAGGCUGAGACAGGAGGGGGACAGGAGACACCCCACCCAAUGGACCCCCCAUCCUGCCGGGCCGGCACCCCGCCACCCCCCAACCGGCCUAAACUACUGACCAGGCUGGGCAGUCUAGAGGGUCCUCACCCUUUCCCUAAGUCGGGUGCUAACCCAGAGAGGAAGAAGUCUCCAGCCACUUUCCCCAGGACCUUCACUCUGCCCAGAACCUCCCCAGACUCCUUGCUGAGAGGACGGAUCACCACGCCUACUGGCUCUCCUCACCUGGGGAUGCUGCACCCCCCACCACCACCCAGCUGCAUCAUUGAGGAGCUCCAUCGCGCCCUGGCCACCAAACACAGACAGCACAGUUUCCAACCAAAGGAGAUACACUCUUCUCCGAAGCGUCGGUCCGACGGUCAUCUGUUGCAUACAGCCAGCGUGGAGAAAGAGCUGUUCGGAGCCUCGGAGAGAGAGAAGGAGAGAGAGAAGGAGAGGGAGAAGGAGAGGGAGAAGGAGAGAGAGAAGGAGAGAGAGAGAGAGUCAGAUGAGAACAAGGAGAACAGACGUCUAGACGAUCCUGACCGUUGGAACGACUCCGUCAUCUCCG